Molecule: messenger RNA, 5412 nt
Organism: Gymnodraco acuticeps
Lineage: Eukaryota; Metazoa; Chordata; Actinopteri; Perciformes; Bathydraconidae
Gene: rbm33a
Product: RNA binding motif protein 33a
Molecular function (GO): RNA binding
Source: RefSeq, a predicted model, not a curated record
AGAGUCCAUUGCUCUGUAAGCAAAACUGUCUUUCUUCCUUUUGCAGAAUAUGGCUUCGGUGAAUAUGACAAACUGGUGCGGAGCGAUCACGCAGGAGGAGAGGGGAAGAGGACGAUCUGGGAGUGAUUUGGAAGAAGAUCUGCUUGGAGAGGAUUGGCUGUCGGGGAAAAAGAAUCCCUCAGAAGUGUCGGAUGAAGAGCUGAAUGACGACCUCCUACAGAGUGAUGAUGAAGAAGUCACCAUGAGCGGUCAGGGUGUCAACGCCACAGUCAGCUUGGGCGCAUCCUCGCAGGUGGCAGAAUACACAGAUGACGUCGUGAACCUGGGUGAGGAGGAGGAGGAGGGUUACCAGCAAGAAGAGGAGGGAUACACACAGGAAUACAGCCAAGACAACAACAACACACAGAUGCCUGAAGAAGAAGAACCAAUGGAUUACACUGGAGAGCAAAAUGAGGGUGACGACGGCUACCAGGAUGAAGUGCUAGACAUCCAAAUCAAUGAGCCCAUAGAUGGGGAGUUUCAAGAUGAUGAAUACCAAACGUCCUAUGAGCAUGGAGUCCAUCAGGAGGCCCCAGAGGAGCAGCAGCACGAGGAGGAGGAGGAGGUAGAGGGGGAGGCGCAGCAGGAGGAGGAGGAGGAGGAUGAGGAAGAACCAGCUGAUGGUUCCCAGCUCUUCGACAGCGAGGAGGUCGAAAACGAAGCUGGGCCUGCAGAGGAAACAAAAGAGGAAUCGGAUGAAGAGGAUGAGGAAGAUGAAGACGCUGGUCGCAUACGGUUCAAAUCCGAAAGGAAGGAUGGCGCUGUUGUGCGGCUGGCUGAUGCAGGAAGUAACCGGAGGAAUAUUCCCGAAACACUAGAACUGUCUGAGAAAGCCAAGCAGGAUCUGAUGGAGUUUGAAGAACAGGAAAGACAAAAGAAACAGAACCGCUAUGGAGGCCGAGGCAUGAGAGGAGGAAUGCAAGGAGGAAGAGGAGGAAGAGGAGGAAGAGGAGGAGGCUUCCCAUCUUUUGGAAUGGGAGAUUUCAGAGGAGGAAACAGAGGGAGAAUGAUGGACCAGAGGCACUCUCUGAUGGGAGUUCCUAUGAGCAUGCAGCAGCAAUCCUCCCGAAUGCCUCUUCCUCAUCAGCCUCAUCAGCAGCAAAUGCACUCUCAGCAUCACCCUUCACGUCCGAGAGGUCCUCCCCCCUUCCAGGACCACGGGCGUGCGAUUACCCAGCAGCCAUUGCAGCCCCUCAUCCCCCAACACAUGGCUCACCGCUCCCCCCCCAUGAGGCCCCAGAUGGAGCCACCACCACGGAUGAUGAGUUCUCCGCCACCAAACUUCCCCCAGCAGCAGCAGCAGCACCACCAACAACAACCCCCCCCACAGUCCAAAAACAUCCACAUUAACCCCCAUUUCAGAGGGCCAACGUCAUCCCCCGUGCAAGUGCCCUUGAUGCCUCCUGCUCAAAGCCAACCCAGACCUGCUGUGGGUCCUCAGAGGUUCCCUGGUCCCGGAGACUUCCAGCAGCACAUGUCAGGCAAUUUUGGCCAAUCUCAGAGGCCCCUUCAUCACAUGGAGCCCUUCAGGAGCCAGCCAUCGCAAGGCCCCCAAGACAGAGAGCCUCUCUUUAUGGGCGAUCGUGCAGAGUCCACACGGUUUCCAGGGCAGCACAUGUUUGAUCACCAGGGCCCAAACUCUCUGAUGAACAGCAACCACAGCCUCCACCAGCAGCAGCAGCAGCAGCAGCAGAUUCAGGGUCACAUGGGUUUCGGCCCACCAGGACCCACGUUCAACCAGCCGGGCCUAGGUCUUUUCCCCAGAGAACCGCCCAGACCCAACCUCCCUCCCCACCAGGGGCACCAGGGGAUGGUAGGAAUGAACCAACAAGGACCCCCAAAUCAGCCGAGACCCUUCAUGGGCCCUCGGCAGCCGUUUGGCCAGCAGGGGAGCCUUUUCCCACCUCCUGACGUCCAGUUUGGGAUGCAGGUACGACUGAGAGGCUUAAUGGGACCUCCCGUUUCCCAGCUUCCCCAUCAGCCCAUGCACCUGCACCAGCAGCUGCAUCACAGGCAGGACUUACCUCAUCAUCAGCAUCAACAUCCAAAUGUCAAUGAGCCGCGUCCCAUGAUGCACCACGGCCAGAAUCCUUUCCACCAACAGCAGGUGCAUGGAGGCCCCCGACAGAUGAGUCCCCGCCCUCAAAACCCCCAACAGAGAAACAUGUCCAACAGGCAGAGGAUGAACACACCCAUGUCUAAGCAAAUGCAGCAUCGCAACAGCAACCUGCGGGAGCUUCCUGUCGCGCCUGCCAACACGAACAUGAACAUGAACAACGCCCGCCCCGCCGCCAACAUUCGGCCUGUUGCCAAGGCAAUACCGGGUGUGCGUCCAGGGCAACCGAUGCCCGACGGAGGAAGAGGAAGAGGACAGGUCGUUUCCAAGAUGCAGUCACAGCCACCCGGAGGAAGGACGGUGGUUCGAAAGGAAAUCCCAAGAACACCACUGGAUCCCAACGAAGACGAGGAAACCCGGCAGUACCGUUUGAAGAUCGAGGAACAGAAGCGUUUGCGAGAAGAAAUUCUGAAAACGAAGGAAAUGAGACGACAAAUGCAAGCCGGCGUCAGAAAGAAGGAGUUGCUCGAAAGGAUCAGUUCUCAGACUCCGACACCACAGAUUCAACCUGCACAACAAAACCAGCAAAUGCCACAACUUGUACAGCAACAACAACCACAACCACAACAACAACAAAGACAACCACCACCACCACAGCAGCCGCAGAGACAGUUGCCUCAGAGAGCCCCACAACCUUUAAAUCAGACUUUUAAGAAUCCCAUUCAAGUCAUUCCUCCAAACGGCAAUCCUCAGAUUCUCACGCCACGACCUAAUGUGAAAGCACGCCUUCAGAUGGUGAAAGGAAACAUCCAACAACAACAACAACAACAAACCCCCCAAGUGCAUGUUCCAGAUCAGCAAUGGACUCAACCAAACCCCCAACAGCGAAGGAACUGUGUUCAGAUCAGACCUGGAGCUCAGAUACAGACGCUUCCUCAGAAGAACAUCCCGGUAACUCCUCAAAUUCAGACUCCGGGGCCUCCUCAAGCGGGCGCGAAAAGAACCGUAAUGCAGCGGACCAAAAGCGUCGAUGACCAGCAGGUGCCACAAAAAGUCAGAGUCGUCAAACUUUCAGGAGCGGGUGUAGGAGUUGGUGUUGCAAAUCCAGUUCAACAACAACAACAAGGCACCUGGACGGCAUCACCUCUGACCCAAAGAAAGGUAACGAUGGCGGGGCAACAAGGAGCAGUAGUAGCAGCUCCAGCUGGACGAGGAGUCACCCCACAGCAGAACAGGGUGGUCGUUUCGGCACGGGGACGAGGGCGAGGGGUCGCUCCGGUUGGUCGAGGUCGGCCAAUGUCCACGAGACAAAGUCCGAAAGCAGCCGAGACUGAACGCUGCACCGUUUCCAUCGAAGGCCUUUCUUCUUCUACUACUGACGCACAACUGCAGAACCUCCUCAGAUCCAUCGGCCCCAUAGAGAUGUUCAAAAUGAUGCCCCAGCAGAGGAAAGCAGUCGCCACAUUUUCCAGCUCCCAGCAUGCCAACAAUUUUCAGAUGAGCUUCCACAGGCACAUGAUUGAUUUGUCCCACAUUGAUGUGUCGCUGAUUGAUGGAUGAGGAGCGCAAUAAGAGCCAAUUACAAGAUUCCUCCCAACAACGUGGAAGCAUCUCAUCGGACGACGUUUAUUUCUUCAGAUUCUACACAGAAGCAUCAUUCAUUCAUCUUCUUAUAAACUUGGGACAGAGACUAUGUGUUCCUAUCGCGAGCAUGCCAUUGUUUGACUUGAAUUGUUGUACAAAUGGCACCCGAAAAAGAGACACUGGACCGUUUAAUAAUCCUGCUUUUGAUGUGAAUGUUUUGUGCAUCCCACACGGACACUAAGUGGAACUUAUCAUGGGAUAAUGGUUGCUCCCCUCCUCAGUUAGACUCAGUAUUAAAACUAAACACGCAGACCACUUUGAAAGUUGUUUUUUUCAUUGUUUGUCGUAGUUUUGAGCAGAAAAUGACUUUCCACGUUGCGGUGCUUCUUCCCGCCUGUAGAUGGCAGUAUUUCAUCACUAAUUGUACUUCAUUUUCUUUUUUACAUCUCAAGCUCAGAUAGUCUUCAAGCAGUUUUUGGGUGAAUGGCACCAUCUAGUGGAGAACUUGCAUACAGGCACGAAGGUGGAAGCAGUGACUUGAAAACCAAUUGGUUUUGGAUGUAAACUUAAAAAGCUUUCCAACGGUUUUAGGAUUUGUAAAUGUUGUGCUUUCUUGUGUUUAUUUUGUGGUGUUUUCUUGAGUUCAGAUUGUUAAGUUUAUCUCGAGUUACGGUCAUUUCUCCUUGUUCUGUUCUGUUGUUGAAUAUUUUAGCUGUUACCUGGAAGUUUCCUUCAAAUCCUUUUGGAUGUAUUUUUUUAGUUGUUAGUCUGAUUAUGCAGUAUUUAGAUUUAGUGUGCUUUGAGAGACUGGACUUUGCAACGUUGAUAACUUCCAAUUAAUCGCACAUUUGGUCACAUUUUGAUAAAUCAGAUUGAAUUAGCGUACGGAUUCAUUUCUUUAAACCUUUGCCAGGUCAUACAUUAGGCCUCCUUUGUUCUGAUAUGACUCAUUUAAAUCUGCGUGACUAUAUUUUGAUUUGUUGCCUUAUCGCGGAGCUGCAUGGUUGAUCUGGAUUAAAACGUUGAUGGUUUGCCUUCAGACGAAGCUGUAGAAGAAAAAUAACCUGAUGACUUUCCCCCGUGAAUUGAAUUCCUGCCCCCUUUCAUUGCAUCCCCUAAUUCCAAUCAAGACACCCUUUGAUCAUUUUGAUAUUGCACUCUUACAAAAGAUGCAUUUCUUCAUGAGAAAUUGUAGGUAACACUUCUCCAAUGCGUUUUAAUUUUCCUCUGAACCCUUGUUUGGGAAGUGAUGCCACGUCACAGUAAGAGUUUCCAUAAUGUCAAGCUUUUUUAAUUUAUCCCACUUUGUUCUUUGUCUAUUUCGGCUUCAAAGAUAGUCAAACAAAAGCAGUUAUUUUAAAAAAUACCACUAUUUCCUUAUAAUAUAGAUCAGAAGUGAAUCUCAUGUACAUUUUCACAAAGAAAGCAGAGGGGGCAACCAUUAUAUCUAUGUAGUCAUCAUGUACAAAAACCAGAACUUUCUCUCAAUAUUUAUCCUGUUGAAACCCUUUUUUUUUAUUCUUUACUUAUGUUGUAUCAAGUUUUUACAUGUAAGGAUAUUCUGAUGUGUCCAGACAUAAAUCAUUUUACUAGUGUUUUGUUUCUAAGAAGAAAAUGAAGAAUGACUGGACCACAUUUCUGUUUAUAAGAAAAAAAGUUUAAGGGAAAAUAAAAACAUGGCCAAUAUACCGUGAACAUGAAGGUAUGUGAAGCCGGUUCAACUUUAGCCCAAA